UUCUUUGAAAAUGCAUUUUUCAAUAGUAGAAAAAAAAUAAUGUACAUGUUUAGCGUACGUUAUUAUAUAUCUAUACAUAUCCCAUCAUACAGAAAAAAGACAUCUUCUUUAUCAAGAAAAGAAGCAAUAAAAAUAGAUUUCGUGCAAAGUGAGAUGAUAACAAUGGGAAUGCCAGAUUCAUAUUGUGUAAUUUGUAAUAUAAAUAUUGAUGUGUCUUCCUGUGUAAAUAUUUUUUAUACGUCUCUUCCUCACAACGGUGAAUUAUUAGCAAGCUUUGCGUUACGUGAACUCAGACCAACAACUUCUAAUUUACAUAGCUCCUAUAUCUGUCCUCGCUGUUAUAAAUUAUUUCAAAUGUUAGAACAAGCGCAAUGGACUGUUACAAAUAUUCGUUGUGAGAUUUUAAAAGUUUAUCAGUCUGGUGAGAAGAAAAAAUUUGUUAGACGCAUGUUAACAAAUAGUACUGAUUAUCUUUUACACAAUACUCAAAUUUUGGAUGGUAUUCAAACAACUAAACGAGAUAUAGAUCAGACAAUAAAUGGUUUGAAAAAUAUUACAGAUAUAACUUCUACUUCAUUCAUGCAAGAUGUUUCACUUGAACAAAUUUCACAGACAUUUAAUGGAAAUAUGACCACUAAUAACAUUAAAGAUAUUGAACUGAUAGAUACAAAAGAUAUUUUUAAAGAAGAAACAGAAAUUGAUAGCAAAGAUUUGGAUAAUAUACAUUCAAAUAUUAAAACCAAUAAUAAUUGUAAUGUGGAAUAUAAAAAUAGUAACAAUGUAAAUAAAAAUAUAAAGACUGAAAUACAUAAUAAAACUAUAGAUUUAAAUGUAAAAAUCUUAGAAAAUGAUUUUCAUAAGUCUAUUUUAACUAAUGAUUGUAUAGAAGAAAGCAAUAUCACAGAACAAGAAAUAUCUUAUAAUCAAUGUAAAUUCUGUACCGAAUCAUUUAAGACAAAUGAUGAAUUAAAUGUACAUUUAUUGAAACAUAAUGAUAUACAAUUAUAUCAGUGUUCUAAAUGUAAGGAAGUAUUUACUGAUAUUUCACUUGCAAAUACACAUGCUUCAAAAGCACAUGUUGAAGAUCAAGAUUGUGUUAACAUUUUACCAGUCUCAUAUAAAAAUGAAAUAGGACACUUCCUCAAUGAUGUCUCCCUUUUUCCACAAGAUAAUGUAGAGACAUUAAAAUCAAAUACUUUUGAACAUACAGAGAUCGAUAAUAAUAGAUCAGAAAUAAAAGAUAAUUCAUCAUGUAUUACAGAAAAAAAAUUUGCUGAAAGUAAUGAAAUUAAUUCCAUGGAUGAGAAAACCAAAAUCAAUUUAAAUUCUGCCUCUUGGAAAUCGGGAAGAAUAUCAAAAUAUAGUUUAAAACCAUUAAAAUAUACAUGUCCUACGUGUAAUAAAAAGUGGAGAACAUCUGCAGAAUUAAAGACACAUAUUAAAUCUCAUUCAAAUAUAAGACCAUAUAUGUGUGAAAAAUGUGGUCAAGCUUAUAAACACAAACAUGCUUUAGAAAUACAUAUUGGUAUGCACAAUGGAAUAAAUCCAUUUCAAUGUAGCUUUUGUAAAAAAUGUUUUACUCAAAAAGGCGCAUUAAUGAGACAUUUACCAAUGCAUACCGGGGAAACACCAUAUCAAUGUGAAUUAUGUGGUAAAAGAUUUGUACAUCAUACAUCAUACAACAUGCAUGCUUUAUCCCAUACUGGAAAAAAAUCUUAUCAAUGUCAUGUAUGCGAUUUAUCACUGCUUUCUACAUCACAUUUAAAAAGACACAUGAGAGUACAUACAGGUGAAAAACCAUAUAGUUGCAUGUUAUGUGGAAAACGUUUUGCAGAGCGAUAUAAUUUACUAGCUCACCAAAAAAUACAUAAUACAUCAGAGGCAUCAGCAAAAGAUAUUGAAAAAUUACAAAACAUGUGCAAUCAGUGUAACUCAUUAUAUCAGAAAGGGCACAUAUGUAAUGAGCAUACAAAACAACAAUGCAAUUCAAAUAACAAUAUUACAACCACAGAAAAAGUAAGUAAUUAUAAUUGUAGUCUACAAUCCUUUGAACAAUCAAAACUUUAUAAAUUACAUAAUAAAAAUCAACAGCAGAAUUUAAAGAGUAUUAAUUCUGAUAAUAGUAAAACUUGGGUAGAAAUAAAUCAAUCAAAGUUAAAUUCCACUAAUAAUGAAACAGAAUUCUUAUUAUUACAAGAUUCUUCAUCACAAGGUGACACAACUCCUGUAACUAUUACAUUUAAUGAUCAUAAAAUGUCUGUAGGAAAUAAAAAUUAUAAUACAAGUUUAAAAAUCAUAAUAGAAUCUUCUAAUGUCUCCAUUCCAAUUAAUAAUCAAGUUAUAAUAGAUGACACGCAUAUAUAAUUCAUGGUUAUAUUCAUGGUUAUAUAAUGUUGAGAUUUGAAUUUUACGUUU
Molecule: messenger RNA, 2415 nt
Organism: Vespa mandarinia (Asian giant hornet)
Lineage: Eukaryota; Metazoa; Arthropoda; Insecta; Hymenoptera; Vespidae
Biological process (GO): regulation of transcription by RNA polymerase II
Molecular function (GO): DNA-binding transcription factor activity, RNA polymerase II-specific; RNA polymerase II cis-regulatory region sequence-specific DNA binding
Source: RefSeq, a predicted model, not a curated record